AUGGAAAUUUUGUGGAAGACGCUGACUUGGAUAUUGAGCCUGCUCUUGGCCGCUGCUGAUUCUCAGAGCCUUUCAUACAGUUCUCAAGAGGAGUUCUUGUCCCGUCUGGAUGACUACCAGCUAACAGUGCCCGUUAGGCUGAAUGACAAGGGCGAGUUCAUGAGUUACACUGUGAAACAGCACCGACCCGGGCGCAGAAAACGGACGCUGGACCAAGCCGGGCUGGACCCCGCCGAAACCAGACUCUUUUACCGCCUCUCAGCCUACGGCAAGCACUUUCACCUAAAUUUGACGCUUAAUCCACACCUGGUUUCCAAACACUUCACUGUAGAGUACUGGGGCAAGGACGGACGGGAGCUUAGCUACAUGUUGGCGGAUGAUUGUCAUUAUUUUGGAUACCUACUGGAUCAAUACAGCACUACAGGAGUGGCACUGAGUAACUGCAAUGGAUUGCAUGGUGUCAUCAUCACAGAAGAUGAGCAGUAUUUAAUUGAGCCUCUAAAGGACAUAUCCUCCAGGAACUCCAGCGAGUUCCGGCUUACCGGUGAAGGGCAGCCACACGUUAUUUAUAAAAAAUCCUCCAUCUCGUCACCACAGAGGCACAGCGAGGAGUUCAGCUGCGGUGUUUCAGACCUCUUAAUAAAUCAAAAUCCACGUUCACGAGUUAGUCCUGCUGCAGCAUCUCCCUCACCUGAGGAGAAUAACGGCAGCUUUAACAACACCCACCGGCAGCGCCGCUCCGUCAGUGCAGAGCGCUUUGUAGAGACUCUGGUGGUGGCCGACAAAAUGAUGGUGAGCUACCACGGGCGCAAGGAUAUCGAGCACUACAUCCUCUCCGUCAUGAAUAUUGUUGCCAAACUUUACCGUGAUGCCAGUCUAGGAAACGUUGUGAACAUUAUUGUAACCAGACUGAUUGUUCUGACAGAGGACCAGCCCAACCUGGAGAUCAACCACCAUGCCGACAAGUCCCUGGAUAGCUUCUGCAAGUGGCAGAAAUCGCUCCUGUCACAUCAGGGAGAUGGAAACAGCAUCCCAGAAAAUGGCAUAGCACACCAUGACAAUGCAGUUCUCAUCACAAGGUAUGACAUCUGCACCUAUAAAAACAAGCCCUGUGGUACACUUGGAUUGGCAUCAGUAGCUGGAAUGUGUGAACCAGAACGAAGCUGCAGUAUAAAUGAAGACAUCGGACUGGGCUCAGCAUUCACCAUCGCGCAUGAGAUUGGACACAACUUCGGCAUGAACCACGAUGGAAUUGGGAACGCCUGUGGGACCAAAGGGCAUGAGACAGCCAAACUGAUGGCCGCGCAUAUCACAGCCAACACCAAUCCAUUCUCCUGGUCCACCUGCAGCAAGGACUACAUCACCAGCUUCCUAGACUCAGGUCGGGGGAUGUGUCUGGACAAUGAACCUCUGAAACGAGACUUCCUGUACCCCACAGUGGCUCCAGGGCAGGUGUAUGACGCUGAUGAGCAGUGUCGUUUCCAGUAUGGCGCCACCUCCAAACAGUGCAAAUUUGUGGAAGUGUGUAGAGAGCUCUGGUGCCUUAGCAAAAGUAACCGAUGUGUCACCAACAGUAUACCAGCCGCAGAGGGCACAAUCUGUCAAACUAACAGUAUUGAUAAAGGGUGGUGCUACCAGGGUGAGUGUGUAGCAUUUGGAACGUGGCCACAGAGCAUCGAUGGAGGUUGGGGACCCUGGACGGUUUGGGGCGAGUGCAGUCGGACAUGUGGUGGUGGAGUCUCCUCGUCCAUGCGCCACUGUGACAGCCCAGCGCCAUCCGGAGGAGGGAAGUAUUGUCUUGGGGAGAGAAAGCGCUACAGAUCAUGUAACACUGAUGCUUGUCCAGCUGGGUCGCGAGACUUUCGGGAAAAGCAGUGUGCCGACUUCGACAGCAUGCCUUUUCGUGGAAAAUAUUAUAGCUGGAAGCCUUACACUGGAGGUGGUGUGAAGCCCUGUGCUCUAAACUGCCUGGCCGAGGGGUACAACUUCUACACAGAACGCUCACCGGCCGUCAUUGAUGGCACACGCUGCCAGGCUGAUUCUCUGGAUAUCUGCAUCAACGGAGAAUGCAAGCAUGUGGGCUGUGACAACAUCCUGGGUUCAGAUGCCAGAGAGGACAGAUGCCGCGUGUGUGGAGGAGACGGCAGCACUUGUGAAGCUACCGAGGGCCUGUUUAACGACUCGCUACCCAGAGGAGGUUACAUGGAGGUGGUCCAGAUCCCCAAAGGUUCCGUCCAUGUUGAGAUCAGAGAGGUUGCCGUGUCAAAGAACUACAUUGCUUUAAAAUCAGAGGGCAAUGACUACUACAUUAAUGGAGCGUGGACCAUCGACUGGCCUCGCAAGUUUGACAUAGCAGGCACAGCAUUUCACUACAGGAGACCGACAGAUGAACCAGAGUCUCUAGAGGCAUUAGGAGCCACAACAGAAAACUUGGUUGUGAUGGUACUACUCCAGGAACAGAAUCUGGGCAUCCACUACAAGUUUAAUGUCCCCAUCCAACGCACAGGCAGCGGGGACAACGAUGUGGGAUUUACGUGGCACCAUCUGCCCUGGUCUGAGUGCUCAGCCACCUGCGCCGGGGGGUCGCAGAAGCAGGAAGUGGUUUGCAAAAGGCUAGAUGACAACUCUGUGGUCCAGAGCAGCUACUGCGAUACUGACAGCAAACCACCGGAAAACCAGAGGCCCUGUAACACUGAACCGUGCCCACCUGAAUGGAUUAUUGGCGAUUGGUCAGAUUGCAGUAAAACAUGCGAUGGAGGAAUGCGAGUGCGUACAGUGCUCUGCAUCCGUAAAAUCGGCCCUGCGGAGGAGGAGAGCCUGGAGGACAGUCACUGCCUAACCCAUCGACCAAUUGAGCGAGAGACCUGCAACAAUCAGUCCUGCCCUCCACAGUGGGUCACCCUGGAUUGGUCAGAGUGUACACCAAAGUGUGGCCCCGGCUUCAAGCACCGCAUCGUUAUGUGUAAAAGUGGUGACCUGACUAAGACGUUUCCACCAGCCCUAUGUGCAGAUCAUGCCAAACCACCAGUGCGGAUCCGCUGCAGUCUGGGUCGCUGUCCUCCACCACGCUGGAUCCCUGGAGAGUGGGGACAGUGUUCAGCACAGUGUGGGUUGGGACAGCAGAAGCGGAAUGUGCAGUGUCUGGCCUACACUGGACAGUCCUCUAACGACUGUCCUGAAACGCUACGGCCGAGCACCAUCCAGCAAUGUGAGAGCAAGUGUGAUGCCACCCCUAUUUCCACUGGUGACGAGUGCAAAGAUGUAAACAAGGUGGCAUAUUGCCCACUGGUGCUGAAGUUCAAGUUCUGCAGCCGUGCCUACUUCAGACAGAUGUGCUGCAAGACCUGCCAAGGACACUGAUUCUGCAAUGAGAGAGACGAGGAGAGAGAUACAGAAUAGAGUACGGACGCAAAGAGAAAAAAAUGUGGGUUGGAAAAGCAGCACCAGUGAAAAAGAAAUCUGCUCUAAUCUUUCUCUGUCUCUCUCUUUCAAACACACACACAGACACACCGAAAUACACACACACGCACACACGCACACACCUGCUUUUUCAGCCCUGUGGAACCCAUACCACUGAUCAGCGGCAUGCUGACACAUUUUAUUUUAUUUUCACUUCUGUGAAGUGGGAACAUAUUA
Messenger RNA from Trichomycterus rosablanca, 3636 nucleotides. It is a transcript of the gene adamts6, whose product is annotated as ADAM metallopeptidase with thrombospondin type 1 motif, 6. Gene Ontology annotation, biological process: proteolysis; extracellular matrix organization. Bases 1 to 3360 code for a protein of 1119 amino acids. Gene Ontology annotation, molecular function: metalloendopeptidase activity. The transcript is spliced from 24 exons. The record is from RefSeq and is a predicted model, not a curated record. Lineage: Eukaryota; Metazoa; Chordata; Actinopteri; Siluriformes; Trichomycteridae. Gene Ontology annotation, cellular component: extracellular matrix.